Molecule: messenger RNA, 3059 nt
Organism: Ceratina calcarata
Lineage: Eukaryota; Metazoa; Arthropoda; Insecta; Hymenoptera; Apidae
Gene: Rab27
Product: RAS oncogene family member Rab27
Exons: 5
Coding region: 481-1107 (208 amino acids)
Molecular function (GO): GTPase activity; GTP binding
Source: RefSeq, a predicted model, not a curated record
GCUUUGGUAGUACUGCAACUAUCAGCAGUUUCCGUGGGCAUCGUGUAGUUCCAUGCGCAUCUGUGCAAUACGUCACUGUGUAGGAGGUUCGGCAUCGUUCAGCAUUGUUAAAUAUCCAGCAAGCUGUUGAACGUCGCGAGCCUCAUUUGUUUAACUGUGAUCGCGGAAGAUAAUCAUUUGCGAUAACGCGCGGUGUUAUCUAACGUAUGUACGAAAUCCGAAAUCCGCGGAACCUUUUGAAAAUCGUAUACGUAGGCAACAGGUGUCUAAUGUCGCACAUGUAUUGCUUUGACAGUGGCUACGAGACUAAAUAAUCGAACCCACGCGCGAUUACGACAAUCUCUCGAAUGCAAUUUAUCAAAUUUCGAGUGAUGAUAGAAACGAUCGAUACAUUUUUAUAUCGAGGCACGUCCCUGUUUUAAUAAGCUCCGAUCCGCGAUAACAGUGCGCGAUAAUCGUGUAUCGUAAUCGGUCGCGAAAAUGGAAUACGAUUAUCUAAUUAAGUUCUUGGCUCUCGGAAACUCGGGUGUCGGAAAAACGAGUUUCCUUUAUCAGUACACCGACAGCAUGUUCGAGUCCCGCUUUAAUUCUACCGUCGGGAUUGAUUUUAAAGAGAAACGUGUGGCAUAUCAGACGCCAAAUGGUAGAACACAACGUGUGCACUUACAGCUGUGGGAUACAGCUGGUCAAGAGCGGUUCAGAAGUCUAACUACAGCCUUUUACCGGGAUUCCAUGGGUUUCCUUCUAAUUUUUGAUCUGACCAAUGAGCUGUCCUUUCUUGAAGUUAGAAAUUGGCUGGAACAGCUUAGGACUCACGCAUAUUGCGAAGAUCCAGACAUAAUUCUCUGUGGAAACAAAUCCGAUCUCGAAGACAAACGAGUUGUUAGUGAACAUAAGGCACGGGAAUUAGCGGAGAAGCAUGGUUUGGUAUACCUGGAAACAAGCGCUGCUACGGGUCAAAACGUGGCACGUGCCGUGGAGAUACUUUUGGACCGCGUCAUGAGCAGGAUGGAAACAACCGUAGACAAGUCGCUGCUACCACACCAAAGAGUGUUGCGAUGCCACGAGCGUGACACACCGCCACCCAGCAGUUCAUGCUACUGCUGACAAUGUCCUUACGCGUAGCUGGAUGAUUUAUUCAGCUAGUAGCGAGGGUUGAUCAAUUUGUACUACACGAAUCUCUCGUCGAUACAUCUCAAGUUACGUAUAAUUACGAUAAGGCAUCGAUAAUGAUGCUGCGUAUAUCAAUUUCGGAGCAUUAUUAUACUAUGAUUCAAAACUGUUUCGGCUUCAGUUUGAAAUAUCACCGAUCGACUUUCGUAUGAGUAAAAAAGAAGGAAUAAUCUUCGCCAUUUACAAAUCUGUACAUUUCGCGAAACGUAUUCACGUGUAAACUGUCGUCUUCCAACAAUCGCUUUUCUUGGUACAAAACUCUUUCGAAUCGUUGUCUUUCCUUCGCGUCUACGCGAACUUAUCGCUGUUAUUAUCGUACGCACAACGUGUUCAAUAUAUCGUGUUACACGUUCAAAAAUUGUGAUACGAUAAAGUCGCGGUCUUACUGAAGAAUCUACCGAUUUUCGAUAUAUGACUUGUAUUUUUGAUGCUAUUAUUGUGUCUAUACCAAAGUUCGUACAUCUAGUCGUUAUCGUGCUGAGGAUGCAAUCAAAUCGUUAAACAUACAGUCGUUCCUGUGUCUGUUGACUUGAUAACUGCAUUUCGUGAAUGUUAAGCUCAUUAUGAAUGAAUAUCAGGUGUUUAUCUAUACAAAACUUGUUUCCUCCGAUUUUUACACUUGUGACUUACGAUUGAAUGAGUGAUUAUAUUUAUAAAUAUAUACAUAUAUAUAUAUAUAUAUUUGUUGAACCCGAAGGUACAGGGUAGAAUGAUAACUUUUUUUAGUUAUCUGACAUGAAAAUUGUUAAUAUUUAAGCUUAUUGUGAGAAGAUAAAAUAUUAUAGCGUUCUAAGGAAACGAAUCUCGAAGUAUCGUGAGGGAGUUCGCGCGAUGUUUCUCUUAGUGUAAUAAGAAUUCUGCCAGGUUGUUUGAAAUGAUAGAGACAUUCCAAGUUAUUGCCUCAUCCAGCGUAUUGUGUCAUACGUCGACGUAAUAAAAGAAGAUUGCACGGGUCUUAUCUGUUCCGACAAUAUUUUUCUGCUCAUUGUCAGUCUGCGACGAUUUCGCGAACGGAGCGAAGUGAAAAUGCACGAUGAUGGGCGCGAUGAUCAGUUAUACUAAAUGUGCUUUUGAUUAUCAAUUGUAUCCUGAAACUGUAGCUUCACUCGAAGAUGCACAUAGAUAUGUGAUUACGUUUUCGAGAUUUUCCAUUGUACUAUAUACCAAGUACAGUUUUUGUCUAUCGAACAAUUCCAAUCUAAGGGACGUAAAACCUAUGUAUACGUAUUUAUAUAAUAAUCUUACAAGAGUUCCGAAAAAGAAUUUCCUUCAGAUAUUUAUAAUACCGAAUUUACAAAUUUCGAGUGUGUGAGUUUUCGUUAUAAAAUUGAAACAGCAGUGGUUCUGAACAGAUUUCUGAUACAAUCAAUCAGACACUUCGUGCGAGAAUUCAAUGUAGGUCGUCUUAUCAGGUGAGAAAUCAUCCGAUUUUACCACUGCACGGAACGUAAGCAAAUAGCUACUUCGCACGGAACGUAAAGCAAAUAAUUUUGCGCCGGUUGAAUCAGCACCGACAGGUGUUCGUUGCUUGUUCUUGAAAAUAAAUGCAAACCGAUCAAGCAGCUGGAAAAUAGCUUUGGUCGGUGAGACUUGGUUUCAUCAAUAACAGGGAAAACAGGCAACCACGGUUGGCUCGCUCGGAAACUUUAACGUGAAAACUUCCAUUAUGGAAGUUUGAUCAAAAUUUCCGAUCGGCCUGCGUUAUUAAUCAGUAAUUUAUACGCGACGUUGUUACUAUUUACGAUUACGUGUGCUUUUUAAUCCCGACUGGAUCGUUUCUACUGCGUUUUGUCAGUGAAAAGAGCUUUCAUAAUCUGUAACAUGUUUAAAUACACUCAAUUAAGAUAAAUAUGUUGAAUUAAUAAAGAGUGGCAUUUAUAAUGGAA